AAAAGGCGGGCUUUAGAUUGUUUUCACAGGUUCUGGUUGGUUGUUUAUACUCCGCUUCAUGGCACCGGAGGCUGAUCCUCCUAACGGAAGCGACAACGGCCUCAUAGUUCAAUGAGAAAAUUGUGAAAUACGAAACCGAGGAUUAGGGUUAGUCUCUGCUUUCUUCCAAGAUGAUCCACAGUCUCUUCCUGGUCAACUCAUCAGGAGACAUUUUCCUGGAGAAGCACUGGAAGAGUGUGGUAAGCCGCUCUGUGUGCGACUACUUUUUUGAGGCCCAGGAGCGUGCCAGUGAGCCGGAGAACGUCCCGCCUGUGAUCCCCACGCCGCACCACUACCUUAUCAAUGUUCUCAGACAUCGCAUAUACUUUGUGGCGGUCAUACAGAGUGAGGUGCCGCCGCUCUUUGUCAUUGAGUUCCUGCACAGAGUCGUCGACACAUUCCAGGACUAUUUUGGUGUGUGCACAGAGGCAGCCAUCAAGGACAAUGUGGUCGUGGUCUAUGAACUAUUGGAGGAGAUGUUGGACAAUGGCUUUCCCCUGGCCACAGAGUCCAACAUUCUCAAAGAGCUUAUCAAACCCCCCACCAUCCUCCGCACAAUGGUUAACACUAUCACAGGCAGCACCAAUGUGGGUGAACAGCUCCCCACUGGCCAGCUGUCAGUGGUACCAUGGCGACGCACUGGUGUCAAGUACACCAACAAUGAAGCCUAUUUUGACGUGGUGGAGGAGAUAGACGCCAUCAUUGAUAAGUCAGGUUCCACCAUAACGGCAGAAAUCCAAGGAGUCAUAGAUGCAUGCGUCAAACUAACUGGCAUGCCCGACCUCACACUCUCGUUUAUGAAUCCUCGACUGCUGGAUGAUGUCAGCUUCCACCCGUGUGUUCGAUUCAAGCGGUGGGAGGCUGAGCGGAUCCUCUCCUUCAUCCCUCCUGAUGGAAACUUCCGGCUACUUUCCUAUCAUGUCAGCUCCCAGAACCUGGUGGCAAUUCCAGUGUACGUCAAGCACAACAUUACUUUCCGUGAAGGAAGCUCCCAGGGGCGAUUUGACUUGACCCUGGGCCCCAAGCAGACCAUGGGCAAGGCUGUGGAGUCGGUGCUUGUCAGCAGUCAGCUCCCUCGGGGGGUUCUCAACGCCAAUCUUAACCCCUCCCAAGGAACGUACACCUUUGACCCAGUCACAAAGUUGUUGACUUGGGAUGUAGGCAAAAUAAACCCCCAGAAGCUUCCCAGCUUGAAAGGCACCAUGAGUCUGCAGGCGGGAGCCUCCAAACCCGAUGAGAACCCCACCAUCAACAUCCAGUUCAAAAUCCAACAGAUGGCCAUCUCAGGGCUGAAGGUGAACCGUCUGGACAUGUAUGGGGAGAAGUAUAAACCUUUCAAAGGAAUCAAGUACAUGACCAAGGCUGGCAAGUUCCAGGUCCGGACAUGAAAACAUCACUUCUGCUCCAAAUGCACCAAAACUCCUUGGAACUGUGAGAAGGGAUGUGAUGUGAUGGGAUGGGAUGGGAUGGGAUUUGUUCCGUACACGUUUACGUACAAUUAGAAGGCUCGUUGUAGCAACAAAUUACCAACAGUCGUCAAAUGCUUGAACCCAGUGGAACAACCUAAGCACUUUUCUAUCCAAGCUGAUCCAUGACAUCUUGUCAUGUACUCCAAUAAACUAAUAUUUAUUGAUCAUUGAAGCCAAUCCCAGCUACCAAAGCAAUGGUGCCUGGUGCUGUUCAAUAUGGAUACAAAUAGAUGUUCAAAUGUUAAACAACCCCUACAACUUAUAAAUAAUUCAAGUAUUGUAUUCAUAUCUUAUUUGUUUCCAUCAAAGCCUACCUGCCAGUUACUGUACUGUUUUCUUCUAUUUAUUUAUCUUCCUCGCCUAUUCAGCUUACGUGCUUUGCUUUUGCGAGUAUUUUUUUAAAUUUGUUUGUCGUCACCAAUAUACAGUGUACACUGACAUAUGAGCAUAUAACAGUCCUUCUCAGUCAGGCACUUUCACUUCUCCUGGAACCAAAUUUUCAAUGCUAAUGGAGUUGGUGCGGUGUUACUGACUCCUGUCGGGACCAUUUUAUCACCAUGGUGUUUUAUGGAAGACUUGUAAAGUAUACAUAUGCUUCUUUUUGUCUGAAUUCCUGGAGAAUAUGAAGACAUCUGUACACCGUUUCAGCAUACUGUCAUCAUUUUUGAAUGAUUCAAGUUAACCAAACGGUAGAUGUAAUUGUUUGAUCAUUGUCCUCCUGUCCAGAAAUGAAUGUAUAAUUUGCUUUGACCAAAAUAUAUUUACUCAGCCCCCAGAAUAUGUACUCAACUACAUCACUUGUACUUAAUAAAUGUGUAUUAAUA
Molecule: messenger RNA, 2332 nt
Organism: Phyllopteryx taeniolatus (common seadragon)
Lineage: Eukaryota; Metazoa; Chordata; Actinopteri; Syngnathiformes; Syngnathidae
Gene: ap3m2
Product: adaptor related protein complex 3 subunit mu 2
Exons: 9
Coding region: 171-1427 (418 amino acids)
Biological process (GO): endocytosis; intracellular protein transport
Cellular component (GO): clathrin adaptor complex; cytoplasmic vesicle
Source: RefSeq, a predicted model, not a curated record